UCAAACACAUUCCUCCUAAAAGAUCUCCCGCCUUCUUCGCUCUCCUUCAACUCCAAGGCGGUGGGCAGUAAUCAGAUGCGGUGGAGCUGCAGGAAGAAGAAUAUACACCCGGAGUUCUACGAAGACGCGAAGGUGUACUGCAACGGCGAGCUGGUGAUGACAACCGGCGGAACGAAAAAGGAAUACAUCGUCGACGUGUGGUCCGGCAACCAUCCGUUUUACCUCGGCAGCCGUGGUGAGAAUCUCGUAGAUGCCGAUCAAGUCGCCAAAUUCCGCAAAAAAUACAGCGGUCUGUCGGAAAUCAUGGAAAUACCUGUCCUCACCGGAGAGAUCGUCAUUCCUCCCCGGAGAAAGUCCGCCGCCACCAAACCUAAAAAGAAGUAGUCUCGAGAUCCUACAUUUUCCCGCCUUUUUUUUUCGGUAGUGAGUGUUUCGAAUACUUAAUUUAUGAUGUUUGUUCAAGACGUAAACGGCUUAGAAGACUGUCGGUUAAUAUUUUCACUAUCUUUCGUCGUAACUCGAUGGUAUAACUGACAGCAGGAUGGAACUUUGCUAGUUUGUUUCGAUUUCGGUUUCAUCUAUCUCAUUAUAAGGGUUUUGGUCGUGACUCGUGAAUUCGAUACCACAAGACAGCGGUUUUUGUGUGUA
Molecule: messenger RNA, 648 nt
Organism: Erythranthe guttata (spotted monkey flower)
Lineage: Eukaryota; Viridiplantae; Streptophyta; Magnoliopsida; Lamiales; Phrymaceae
Product: large ribosomal subunit protein bL31c
Biological process (GO): translation
Cellular component (GO): ribosome
Molecular function (GO): structural constituent of ribosome
Source: RefSeq, a predicted model, not a curated record